AUGGUGAUGGAGACGGAGACGGAGAUGGAGAAGGAGAGGUUGACGGCCAUGGUGAUAGAGAAAGUUGUGGUAAUGGAGAAGGAAAAGGAGUUGGAGAUGGAGAUGGUGAUGGAGAAGGAGAGGUUGACGGAUAUAAAAGACAUUGCCCCCCCCCGGGAGCCCAGCCUGAUGUGCCGGUCCAACAACUACCCCAUCGGCUUCUACUGCAGCUGGCACCUGCCCAGCCCGACCUACAUUCCUGACACCUUCAACAUCACCAUCAUACACGACUCCCACGACCCCGCGUGCGCAAAGGAGGGGACGCGGGGGAUUCAGAAAACAGUCAAACCAGAUCCCCCCGAAAAUGUGAUUGCCAAACCGAUCCCCAACAACGCCCGGAGGCUGCUGGUGACGUGGCAGUACCCUUCCUCCUGGCCGGAUCCGGAUUCCUUCCCCCUCAAGUUCUUCUUGAGGUACCGACCGCUCAUUAUCGACCAGUGGCAGCACGUGGAGCUAUCCGAUGGGACCUCCCACAUCAUCACCGAUGCCUACGCUGGGAAAGAGUACAUCAUCCAGGUGGCCGCCAAGGACAACGAGAUCGGCACAUGGAGCGACUGGAGUGUGGCCGUCCAUGCCACACCGUGGACCGAAGAGCCGAAACAUCUCACUACUGAAGCCCAGGGAGCAGAGACCACCACCAGCAGCACCUCCACAUUUGAGGUUCCCCCCACCACCAAGAUGUAUGACUCAGAGGAACAAAGCAGUGAUGAAGCCGUGUCACCUUCUGUGGUCCCAGCUCUGGUCUUGGUGGCAUUCGCCCUUCUCUUAAUCUAGACGAGUCCUCGGAGAGCCAGGCGCUCCCGGAUCCCCCCUCCUCCGCUCUCGCCCACCCACCACAACCUGCCCUGGAUGGAGCCAAGGACUUCUCCGCGCCAGGCGAGAUGGCGGGUGGGACAGGAGGGAGCCGCCCUCCGGAGCGCACCAGGGAGGAGCCCCCAGGCUCGGGUCAUACAGCUAAGCCACCAAGCCAAAGAUGCUUCCUUCGGCCACCACAGUAGGACCCUCAAAGCGUGUGGACAGGGCAGCUCAGACCGGGGGCCCCGAGGGCCACACGGAGCUGGGAGCUCUCUGCUUUUCUGAACUGGGAGAAGACGAACCUCGGCGAGUCCUCGGCUGAGCAAGACGUGGAAGUUGUGGGGAGGGACCCUCCCAGACCCCCUCUGGGAACCCCAAGACUUCCGUGGUGGAGAGGGUGGGGUCUUUCUCUGCCUGCACUGACAUCAUCGUCGCCGAAAGAUGGGGGCUGUUCCUGGACCAUCCCCCAUUGCCUCCCCCUCUUUGUAAUGGAGUCUGUUUGGUUUAUACAAGGAUCACUGAGGUUUCUGUACUGCUCUUAUUAUGGGGGGUGGAGGGUGGAGGGUGGGAUCCACAUCGGGGGUGGGGUCUGUAGCUAAGCCGAGACACCCCACUGACCCUCCUCAGCUCAUCCUCCUCCCCCCCCAACCUGUUUUGUAACACUCCCCUUCUCUCCUGCCCCAGAACCCACUUCCGAUCUCGCCCCUCUCCCCCGUUGGGGUGCAGCAUUUCAGACCGUAAGCCCCUCUAACCUCCCCCCUUCGAACGUAUGCUGUCUUUGAACUUUUUAUAGAUGUACAUAAAAAUUUUAAGACUCAACGUGCACACAAACCCACACCCACACCGGAAAGGGGAGGGGGAGGGGGAGCCCAGCGGAGAAGAGGCUCAUUAAAUGUGACCAUUUCAUUACAACUUU
Pseudonaja textilis is the source of this 1750-nucleotide messenger RNA. Lineage: Eukaryota; Metazoa; Chordata; Lepidosauria; Squamata; Elapidae. The record is from RefSeq and is a predicted model, not a curated record.